GUCACAACUACCUGUACCCAGGGCUCUGUACCCAGGGCUGGAGUGAGGAGCUGCUGUAGGUAGAUGUACCAGGCCAACUUCUGAAGAAAACGAUACUCUAUCAAUAUGCUCAGCCCGAAUGCAGAAGCGUUUCAGAUAGAAAAUUUACUGGGACUCAAAACUACAGAGAGAACAGGAGAGGAAACAUGCACAGCCUCCGAGAAUACAGUAAGGAAUAUAUGUCUCUCGUCCGCCGCUAGUGGAGGUAUACAGUGUAUACACCCGGCCAGACAGACAGUUCAUGAAACGUCCAACCGAGGACAGAUUAGUGUUGAACUAUGUCACAGUGAUCUGUGGCAUGCCUUCCAUAACCUUGGCACGGAGAUGAUAAUCACGAAAACAGGAAGGCGAAUGUUUCCUGCCAUCAGGGUUAGAAUCCAAGGGCUGGAAUCCAAAAAACGAUACAAAGUGUAUUUAGACUUCCAGCAACAGGAUAAACACAAGUACAGAUACGUAUAUCACAGUUCAAAGUGGAUGGUAUCUGGAUCAGGAGAAACGAUGGUCCCUAACCAAGUCCAUCAUCAUCCCGACUCUCCAUUGGACUCUUCUCAUCUGACGUCACAGGUCGUGUCAUUCGAACGCAUAAAGCUGACCAACAGCGAUAAGAUGAGAGCGGGCCAGAUAUCCUUAGUGUCGAUGCAAAAGUUUAUCCCACGAAUACACGUAGAGAGUGUGACAUUGGACCAGACACCAGGAGAACCUGAGAAAGAACACUUUGUCGCCAUUUUCCCCCAAACAUCGUUCAUAGCAGUGACAGCUUACCAAAACCAAGAGAUAACAAGAUUGAAGAUUGCCAGAAACCCUUUCGCAAAAGGAUUUCGAGAAGCCGGUAAAAAUAGAAGUUCCUUAGAGGCUAUGAUGGAAUCCUAUGGACUGCAUGUGGAUGGUUCCGGCUCGUUUGAUAUGAAUUCCUUGUUGGGAAGGAGAGUGCUGAAACGAAGUGCUCAUCAAAGAGGCGACACAAAUACUUCCGAAUGUGAAGGAGAGUACAUGAAGUCCAUCCUCUACCCCUACACAUACAUACAACGCCCUAUCCCUGUUCUCACCAUGGAUCCAUCUUUGAACUUGCCAGGUUACAUCAAGGUCGAGGCUCCUGACAUAUACUCAUCAGACGCCUAUAGCAACAGCUGUCAACAAACAGACGAGCCGUAUGCGUUCCACCCAGAUACAUUCAAACAGCAGAGACUUGAGCAAUGGAAGACAUGUGUGUCGUCAUGACGUCUGCACACGUGAUCAUCAUUCUCAUAACACAUCUACCUGGCCAUCCAUAUAAGCUGUGCUCAUUUGUGGAAAAAGAGCAGAGCGUCUUCGGUAUUUAAAUACAAGUUGUGCGGGCCUACCACAAGUGUUCUUUAAAUCAUAUUCUUCGACCAUACAAUACGGUACCUGUAACAUAAUUAUCAAAUAUGGUAUGUUUGAAUUUAAUUAUACAUACAUACGAAUCACAUUUAUAACAGGUACAUCAGUGAAGAUAUAAUUAACUGUUUCAUACUGCGUGGGUAUCCAUGUACCACUACCUUAGUGUUACCGUAAUUAGAUUCGAACUUGAAGCCUUUAUUACUAACCUGGUUUUACAAGCAUAUGUUACUACUCUGGUAAUAAACAACAAUGUUACUACCCUAGUGCUGAACGAACGCCUAUGUUACUACCCUGGUGCUGAACGCCUAUGUUACUACUCUGGUGCUGAACGCCAAUGUAACUACCCACGCGCUGAACGCCUAUGUUACUACCCACGUGCUGAACGCCAAUGUAACUACCCACGCGCUGAACGCCUAUGUUACUCCCCUGGU
Molecule: messenger RNA, 1829 nt
Organism: Mizuhopecten yessoensis (Yesso scallop)
Lineage: Eukaryota; Metazoa; Mollusca; Bivalvia; Pectinida; Pectinidae
Product: T-box transcription factor TBX15-like
Exons: 9
Coding region: 106-1257 (383 amino acids)
Biological process (GO): regulation of transcription by RNA polymerase II; cell fate specification; positive regulation of DNA-templated transcription
Cellular component (GO): nucleus
Molecular function (GO): DNA-binding transcription factor activity, RNA polymerase II-specific; RNA polymerase II cis-regulatory region sequence-specific DNA binding
Source: RefSeq, a predicted model, not a curated record